Messenger RNA from Bombus huntii, 3389 nucleotides. It is a transcript of the gene vg, whose product is annotated as protein vestigial. The record is from RefSeq and is a predicted model, not a curated record. Lineage: Eukaryota; Metazoa; Arthropoda; Insecta; Hymenoptera; Apidae. The transcript has 6 exons. Gene Ontology annotation, cellular component: nucleus. Bases 1454 to 2407 code for a protein of 317 amino acids. Gene Ontology annotation, biological process: regulation of transcription by RNA polymerase II.
AGAGGGAGGCCAGGUCCUGACCCUCGCCAGGAAGGAGAGAACACGCGGCAAGCGAAAAAGACGGAGCGCCGCGGCGCGACCAGUUGGAAAAAGACGGCCGACCGGUCUACGGUGAGGGUGACACGACGCCGGGGGGUUCAGUCUGUGUUCGCCCAUCAGAGACACAUCACCAGCUACGAUACGGUCCGGUUGCGUCUCUCUUCGUCGCGAGGGUAGCUCCUUGCAGCCAGGUGUUUCGUGCCGAGAUAAUCGAAAUCUUUUCCUCUGUCCACGCAUCCAAGCUACCUUCCACUUGAUGCGCGCGUUUCAACGUUUACGGUGAUUCGAGUGCCGACGAACGACAGUUUGACGUUACGCCGCGGGAUUACGAUUGGAUGGAACAUAAAUUUUGAGAUAGUUUCGACGGAGAACAGGUGUUUCGAGUACUUUCGAACGGAUCUCGUUGAAAUUUGUAGUUGCGGUUUCGUGAUUCAAUCCUUGGAUCGUUAUCGAGCGAUUACCGUUCAAAAGAAGAGAAGGAUUUCAAAGGUAUUUGGAUAAAGAUUGGUUCGAUCGUCGAGAAGAUUUGAACGACGAAGGAAACGUUUACGUCGUGAAUAUUCGAUCGCUGGAAGAAGCGAUACGGAAAUAACAAAAGUCGAAGCGUAUCGUUGAUUUCUCGUUCGAGGGAACGACACGUGGAUUCGAAGGACUCGCUACGAAACAAACAUUUUUACCUUCCAAUUCAGCCGCGCUCCGUGUCGUUACACACACACGCACACACACACUUACAUCUACUACCACCACCACCGCCACCACCACCACCACCACCACCACUACCACCAUUGUUAUUACAAAACAUCGAAAUACGUUCAGUGCUAAACGUGACUAGCAGUGAAAAAUAAUCGGAUCGUUGUUUUCUAAACGAUCAAGUGACCGCUAGUGUGUCGAAGAUACCGUGUUGACAACCAUCAAGAUCACUUCUCUCGUAAAAAAACAAGUCAACGCCACUUGGUUGUAUUUUUCUUCUAUACCGAGCAAUACAUCCUUUCCAUUCACCAAAACAGUCUCGUCGUUUAACUUUCGACGCUUCUGCGAGCAUGCCAGGGUCGAUGCAGAAACCGUUGCCACGAUAGACGAACUCUUGGUUUCUCUAUCGUCCACGUCGAAGCACAACGUAGGCAGAAAUUUCGGAAACAAAACUCGUCGUUCGUUGACGAAACGCGUAACGUGAAGAUGCGUGGAUCCGCCUGACACUUUCGAACGGUUGCUACUCAUUUCCGUAAUAAUUGAUCGAACGAGUCGAACGAUCGUCUGGCAAUCGGACGACCAGGGUAUAACGAGUCGAAGAAGAGAGCAGGAGUGGAGGAGAGUGGACGAAGUGGAAACAAAAGAUAGUGUACGAACGGGUGGUGCGACGUUCGGGUACGCACGUCGGCAGGCCGGCUCUGGGGUGCCGGGCCCGGGCGGGGUGAUGAGCUGUUCCGAGGUGAUGUAUCAAUAUUAUCCUUACCUCUACCAGAGGCCACCGCCGCCGCCGCCGCCGCACCCGACUCACCCUCAUACGGCCCCGCACACCCAUCCCCAUGCGAAUCCGCAUGCGGCCCACGACAGCCCUACAAGGUCGGCGUCUUUUCAAUCGUUUUCCGCGGCUACAGCGACGCACCAGUACGACAGGUUGAACGUUCACCAAAGAUCACUCGGGGCGGCAGGUCUUGAAAUUUGUGCAGCUGGUGGAAGUGUUCCGCAAGGGCAACCGAGCAGCGCAGGUUCCGUCGGUUCGGCACCCAGUCCAGCAUCGCCAAGGCCAACUCCUCAACCACGGCCACCCGUUGCAUCGACCACUUCGCAACCCUCGAGAACGUUAGAUGACGACAGAUCCACGGACGGUACGGGCACUGCAGCGGAAGAUUCAGACGAUGGUGAGAGCAUAGCGCAAUACGUUAGCACAAAUUGCGUGGUCUUCACUCAUUACCGAGGGGAUGCUGCGUCCGAGGUGGAGGAACAUUUUCAAAGGGCAUUGGCGCAUGACAAACCGAAGGAAAAUAUCUCUCCCAUGUUCAUGAGGAACUUCCCCCCUUCCUUCUGGAAGAGCCAGCAUCCUGGCGAAGUCUACGAGUGUCCAACGGAUCCAUGGCAUCCGCAUUAUCCACAGUAUCACCACAGGGCUGUGCACGAGUAUCACCACCAUAACAUGGCGACCGUGACGAGUUACGGUGGUUUGCUGUUGGGUGGUGCGCGAGGACUCGGCCACCAUGCGGCGCAUCACGCGCACUCCGCGGCCUCCUACAAGGACUGGCCGUCGGCGACGCCGUCGCAGUCCUUCGUCGACGCUUCCUCCGCACCCUCUUACCCGCACGGCUAUUACGCACCCCUCUCUGGUCUCGAGUCUCAAGUGCAAGAUUCCAAAGACCUUUACUGGUUCUAGAAGCGAGCAACGGAGUCUCGUGGGUCGAACUAAUUCGCAACAUCCGGUGGGUGAAUCCGCGAAAAAGAGAGACACGAGCUCGAAAUCCGCGACCAACAAUCGGAAGGACAACGAAAACUGUCAGCGCUCGGACGAACGUAGCGACAAAAUGGCGAACAUGGGUGCGCUCGUGGAACGUCAUCGAGGAGGGACGAGCGUAGUUGUAAACGACGCAAACGUGAUAUUAGCGUGCUAGGAGAUGAUUCAUCCGCUGAUUUUCAGACGAGACGAGAGCUGGCGGAUGAGAGGAAUGAACUUUUGUUAUACGGCCGGACGAACGUACGCGAAGAAUCGUUCAGCCCGCGUCGAAAAAGUGUACAUAGUGUUACCUAAUUUACUUUAAGGAUCUACUAUUAGCGUACAAUUCAGAUAGUAUUAGAGGAGGAAUACUUUGCGCGCACUAUUACCUUCAUAGUGACUGAUGAUAUACCUAUGUCCGACCGACGCGACCGCUGGAACAACAGAGCCUCUAGUUCGUAUAAAGUGUAGAGAAUUAGGCCACCGACAGGCGUGUCUAAAUUUUCCAAAUAAUUAGGAAAGAAGAAGAAAAAGCAGAAGAAGGAUCGAUAGAUCGUAACGAUACGAAACGAUCGUUGAUAGAAAAGAAUUCAAAGGGAGAGAUCUAUGUUCCUUGAAUAAUAUUAUCAAUCUGUAGAAUGUAUCGUUUCCGUUGAAUAAAAUGAAUCGAUAGGAUUCGUUGAAUUUAUCACGAUGGUUAACUUAUUGAAGGAAGAUAGAAAUCGGAGAGGAAGAUCAAAGGAUUAAUUAUUUGGCGAAUUUGACUGCAGAUUUAAGUGAAAUAUUUAUUGACCAAUGAUCUUGCCAUAUAUAUAUAAUAAAUAUAUAUAUAUAUAUUACUAUUAUUAUUGUAUCAUAACACCGGACGCUGCAGAAAUUCUGAAAUCUCUCCAAGUCAGCAAAUUAAAAAUAGUUAUUACCCGAA